This is a messenger RNA of Sphaeramia orbicularis (orbiculate cardinalfish), 1938 nucleotides long. It is a transcript of the gene iyd, whose product is annotated as iodotyrosine deiodinase. Gene Ontology annotation, molecular function: oxidoreductase activity. The transcript has 5 exons. Gene Ontology annotation, cellular component: plasma membrane. Bases 78 to 968 code for a protein of 296 amino acids. Lineage: Eukaryota; Metazoa; Chordata; Actinopteri; Kurtiformes; Apogonidae. The record is from RefSeq and is a predicted model, not a curated record.
CGCUGCUGUUGCAUAACACUAGUCUGCAGCACAGAAGCGUCAGGUCUACAUCCACUCUUCUGUUCACUCACGCAGUCAUGGCUCUUCUGUCUGUCCUGACCCCUGUUUUGGUGGUGGUCCUGUGUAUGGUUGUUGGUUUUAUGCUGCUAAAACCACGAGAAACGGUGACUCCCACAACGGAGAAAACUAAAGAGAGGACAAAACAGGACUUCAGACCAUGGGUGGACCAGGAUUUACAAGACGACACAGAGAUUCCAGGAAAACAAGACGAUGAUGGUGAAUGGGUCGACAGCCACGAGGACGAGGAUCUUCUACAUGUUCCAUACUCACCAAAACGUUACCCAGAAGAGACGAUGCUGGACAGAUCCCAGGAUUUUUACAACUUGAUGAACCAGCGAAGGAGCGUCCGAUUCAUCAGCCCAGAGCCAGUCCCACGGGAGGUCAUCGAUAACGUCAUCCGCACUGCAGGUACGGCUCCUAGUGGGGCACACACAGAACCCUGGACAUUUGUUGUGGUGUCCGACCCGGAGACAAAGCACCAAAUAAGACUGAUUGUGGAGGAGGAGGAGGAAGUCAACUACCGUCAAAGGAUGGGAGACAAGUGGGUCCAUGAUUUGGCCAAAUUAAGGACAAACUGGAUUAAGGAAUAUUUGGAUGUAGCUCCAUAUCUGGUUCUUAUCUUCAAACAAACUUAUGGGAUUCUACCAAACAACAAGAAAAGAACACACUACUACAAUGAAAUCAGUGUGUCUAUAUCCUGUGGAAUCCUCUUGGCUGCAUUACAGAAUGUGGGUCUUGUUACUGUCACUUCGACGCCCCUCAACUGCGGCCCACAGCUCAGGGUUCUCCUCAAACGGCCGACCAAUGAGAAGCUGCUGAUGCUGCUUCCUGUAGGUUACCCAGCUUCUGAUGCCACUGUGCCUGACCUCAAACGCAAGCCUCUGGAUGAGAUUAUGGUGGAUAUAUGAGAGAGAAAAAAAAAAACUUCCUCAAGGUAGCAUUAUAAGCCUAACAGACUAGAAUAAUAGAUCGUAUUGAAGUCUUGUAGAUCACAUGCACGUUCAACAACCAUAAUCAUUAAAUAGGACAAAAGUAGAUUGAUUUAUUCAGAUGAAAUGUAUAAAUGACAAGAGUAGUAUUUUGUACCAUUUUUGUCUGUAUUGUUUUAGACAAAGCUGCCUUGCUACCCCUCUGCUUCUGCAAUAAUGGGAAAACAGAUGGAUAAUUACUAGUGGUUUCACUGUGCUCCACUACUUAAUAUUCACCUGUACUACCAAAUGCAUUCAAGAGAAAUAAUUCAUUUUUAUGUUUAUGUUUUUAUGAUCACACAGGCAGAUCAAUCUUACCACUCAAUUUUUAUACACCAUUGAAGUUUACAGAGAAAAAGAAGCACACAAACCGAUUAUAUUAUAUCCAACACAGUGUUUAACCGGUCAAAAUGACAUACUGUACUUUAAGAAAACUCAUUUAAUUCUACAUGAUGUCUCACACUGCUGCCUGAAUAAACAUAUGAAUAAAAUUAAGCUUAUCUGCUCUGGUGUUAUGUGUUUGUUUUUGUUUAACUGCUUGUAAAAUGACUGUCAUUCAACAUUAAAAUAAUUCUUAUUUUUUAGUUGCUGUAUUGUAUUCAUUUGAUUAAUGCAAAGGCCAAAUAAUUCCAACAGCUGUUCCAGGAAUAUCAUCAAUCAUUGAUGGAUCUGCACUUGUUUACACUGUACUGAGAGCUAGCCCACACAUUUUCUUAGGGGCAUAUAGGGACAUAUAGUAUUUCACAACUCACAACAAACUCAUUAUCGUUACAUCAUUUUGUUAGUUCAUUGGCAUCAGAUAAAACGGUCAAACCGGCAGUAUAAAGCACAAGGCUGUCAUAGAUCCAAGAGCUGUUGAAUCUGAUCAUGACAUUAUUUAGCUUGUAGCAGCAAUUUCAUACUCUUGCAU